UCUUAACCAUUUUACAUACCUACCUAUUUUAUUAUAAUAUAAUCCGGUCGAAUGCACUAGAGAGUAGAGGCAUCAAAUACAUCCAAGCUAUACUCCAGAGUCCAGUCGUUUUUGAUCAAAACAUAUUUUUCGGACAUAUUUCGACUCGUUGAAGACAUCAAAUUAUCGCAAUGGCUGAAAGCAGAGGACAAAGUACCAAAAAACCAACUGAUUCUCAAAGAAAAUUACAAGAAUCACAAUCGCAAGUAGAUGAGGUCGUCGGAAUUAUGCGAGUGAAUGUUGAAAAAGUGUUGGAACGUGAUCAGAAACUUUCAGAGUUGGACAACAGAGCUGAUGUUCUGCAACAAGGUGCAUCACAGUUUGAACAACAUGCAACCAAGUUAAAAAGGAAGAUGUGGUGGAAGAAUUUGAAGAUGAUGAUUCUUUUAGGAACGAUCGUGGCAGUCCUUCUUAUUCUCAUAGUUUCUUCUUAUGGUGCUAAAUAUUAUGAAGUAUAACAUAGGUCAUUAUUUUCUACCUAAUUUUAUUUCAUCCCUAAACAUUGGAAAAUAAGACAAUUUUCUGCAACUAAAAUACAUUACUAAAAUACUUUGCAAGAAAAAUAAUUAAUUAUUCUUUCUUCUAUUAGAUUUAUAUGUUUCUUAUUGUGAUAAUAAAUAUUGUUUAAAGCAUUUUUAAUUGAUCAUCUAAAACUAGUUUUUGUCGGUUUUUUUAAAAAGUUGUUUAUUAAAAUCAAAUCCAUAACAUGAUAAUUUUGUUUAACUAAACAUUAUUAUGGUUUAUACAACUUCAUAUUGUUUAAAAUUGUACAAUUAAUUCAUAACCAUUCAUAUAUUUAUACAUUUUAUAUUAUAUUUUGUUUGUAUUACUUAAGUGAACAUUGUGGAUUGGCUAUGGUUACGCAUU
Messenger RNA from Adelges cooleyi (spruce gall adelgid), 906 nucleotides. RefSeq names its product synaptobrevin-1-like. Gene Ontology annotation, biological process: vesicle fusion; vesicle-mediated transport. Lineage: Eukaryota; Metazoa; Arthropoda; Insecta; Hemiptera; Adelgidae. Gene Ontology annotation, cellular component: SNARE complex; plasma membrane. The record is from RefSeq and is a predicted model, not a curated record. The transcript has 7 exons. Bases 171 to 497 code for a protein of 108 amino acids. Gene Ontology annotation, molecular function: syntaxin binding; SNAP receptor activity.